GCGAAGUCGGCUUUCGAAUUCCACUUGCACCACUCAUCAUUGCUAUGGAUUGCAAAACGCGGAGGAUAGCUUUCCCAGAGUCCUUUGCACAGCCAAAGUUAGCUCUGUUACAGCGAAAGGCGAUUCCUAUGCUUAUGUGUUUGAGAGCACUAAUAUUGCAUUUGGGAUUUGACGGCCUUUCUUUCCUCUGGAUUGGAGCUUUGGUUGAAGAUUAGCUGCUUCCUCUCAUUUCAGGCGAGGUAUUCAUUUGUUCCUUAAUUCUUCUUCUCUCCCUUUCUUUGAUUUUCUUUGGCAGUUGAAUCAAGAUAUGAGUUCGAAUGGUACAAACCUAGAUAGAAUAAAGAACGAAGAAUUUUGUUUGGAUUUUCUGUUCUUCUUCUUCUCCUUAAUCUCCAGACGCGCACACAAACACAUAUAGCUACCUCUUUGAAAUCUCAUUUCACAGGACAGGAGAAAAUUGCUUUUGAGAAAUUCAUGGAUGCAUGUGUGGGGAAGAUUGUCGAAUUGCUCGCAGAUGGCGUGGUUAAUUAUGUCAAGCGCCAUGGGGCCUAUGUGAUUCGAUACAAGAACAAGGUCCAGCUACUCGAACAAGAAAAUAAGCAGCUGGGUGAAAUAAAGGAUAGGAUCCAGAGAAAGGUGGAUAGAGCCGAAAACAAUGGAAAAGUCAUUGAAAUUCAGGUCUCUAGUUGGCUAAAAGAGGCAGAAAACAUGGAAGGAGCCAUUGCCAACUUCCUGCAACAAGAAAACAGAGAAUCCUUCAAGUGUUUUAAGGGCUGUAUCUGUCCCAACUUAAUGUGGCGUCACAAGACGGGUAAGGAAGCUGACACGAGGAAGUCGGACGUCAGUAAACUGAUAAGUGGGGGUGACGAACUAGAGAAGUCGCCAGUGGCGCGCGAUGCCCCUUUCGAAUCGGAUCUGAAAUUUUAUUCUUCUCAGUAUUACACCACGUUCCAAUCAAGAGCUUCAGUUGUUGAGGAAAUCAAGAAUGCUUUGAAGGAUUAUGGAGUUGACAUGAUUGGGGUCCAUGGGCCUGGUGGAGCUGGGAAGACGACGAUGGUGAAGGAGGUUGCCAAAGACGCUGAGAAACUAGGAAUUUUUCAUAAGAUUGCGAUUGCAGUUGUGUCUAAAGAUCCAAAUACCUCAAAACUACAAGAAGAUAUUGCAACCCAAUUAAAUCUCGAGUAUAAAGGAAAAAGUGAGUUAGAAAGAGCAGAUGGGCUACGAAAGGCAUUGUUAAAUGGGAAAAGAAAGAUUCUGGUAAUAUUGGAUGACCUUUGGCAAUUUCUAGACUUGACAGCAAUUGGAAUUCCUACUUCGGCCCUUGGCGUCAGAGGUUGCAAAAUUUUGCUGACCUCGCGUAACAUAGAGGUCUUCCACAUGAUGGAGGUUCGUUUAUGUUUUUCCAUUGGGUACUUGGAGGAGGAAGAAACAUGGGAGCUAUUUACAAAGGUGACAGGAGAAUUUGGAGUCGAUGGAUCGAUAGCAAGAAAGGUAAGCGAGAGAUGUGGAGGUCUGCCUAUUGCUAUCGUUGCAGUUGGAGCUGCAUUAAGGGGCCAGAAAGAGUUUGUGUGGAAUAAUGCACUUCACCAAUUAGAGAAGUGCCCCCUAGAACACAUUGAAGGAAUUCAUCCAAAGGAUUAUACCCCCUUGAGGUGGAGCUAUGAUUUUCUAAAAGAAAAGGAUGCAAAGUCGUGCUUCUUGCUCUGCUGUUUGUUCCCCGAAGAUGCUGAGAUUUCUAUUGAUGAUUUGGUUAAAUAUAGCUUUGCCUUGGGGUUCCUUAGAGAGGUGGAUACGCUGAAAGUUGCAAGAGAUAGAGUAAAAGCCAUGGUUAAUAUGCUGAAAAGUUCAUGCUUGUUGCUAAAUGGAGAAGAGGAGAAUUUUGUUAAAAUGCAUGACGUUAUUCGUGACCUUGCAAUUUCUAUCACAAAGGAGAAGCAAACUGAACACGGCGGUGGUCAUGAUUGGCCAGGGCAACAACGGUUCAUGGUAAAUCAUGAUAUUCGAAAGUGGCCGAAGAAUGAUGCCUGGAAGCAUCACACAGCAAUCUCCUUAAGGAUCAAUGAUGACAACUUUCCUUUUCCUUGCGACGUGCUCAAUUGUCCCCUAGUGCAUACGCUUGUGUUGGAGUCUGGAAAAUCUUCACUUAAAAUUCCAAAUAAUUUCUUUCAAAGCAUGAAGGAGGCAAAAGUUUUAGAUUUGAAAGACAUAUUGUUGGACCUUCGGUCAUCGAUUUUGGAGUUGGAUUAUCUUCGGAUGUUACGUCUAAACAAUUGCCAAUUGUUAGGAGACAUGUCUACAAUUCAAAAUCUAAAGAAUCGCAUUGAGAUUCUUAGCUUUAAAGAAUCUACUAUAGAGGAGUUGCCACAAGAGAUUAGAGAAUUGACUCAUUUGCGAUCCUUGAAUCUAAUGGAGUGGAAUAGCCUAAAGCUGAUUCCAAAGGGCGUGAUAUCCAAUUUGAUCAAUCUAGAAGAGUUGUAUGUUACAGAAGACUUUAAGGGAUGGGAUACUACAAUAUAUGGUGGGGGAAUGAGCAAUGCGAGCAUUGCUGAGCUAAAAUCAUUGACUCAAUUAACAGUUUUAUAUGUUAGUAUUUCAGCAGAAAGUUCCAAGAUUAUGGUGCAGGAAUGCCCUGACUUAUUUAAGAAAUUGAUUAAUUUUAAUAUAUUUAUAUCCAUUGCCUACCCUUUUCAUGAUCAAUCCCGGAAUGUUUUGAAAAUUGAAGAUAUUCACCAUAUAGAUGAUAAGUUUCAUCUCUUGAUGGAUAAAGUUGAUGUGUUGAAGUUGUCCAAGAUUCAAGACUUGAGAUAUUUGUUUGGCAAGCCACAACUACAAUUUACACCAAGUGGUGGGAGAUCUUUUAGUAAAUUAACCUAUUUAGGUAUUGUUGGAUGUAAUAGCCUUAAAUAUCUCUUUUCCCCAUCCUGUGCCAAAGCACUCAAACUCCAAAAACUAAAGGUAUCGAAUUGUAGCAAAAUUGAACAAAUAAUUGGAGUAGGAGAUUAUUAUCAUGAAGAGGAAGGUGUAAUUGAUGAAGCAAUUAUUUUCAGUCGGUUGAAAAUUUUGACUUUGCGCAGCCUUUCACAAUUUAGAAGCUUUUGUCCCAAAAUGGAGAAGACAACAAUUGAGAGAGACCCUUCAAAUUGGACUACAACAGCAGAAUCUAUUUUUAAUGAAAAGGUUUCUUUUCCCGUCUUAGACAUAUUGAAUAUUGAUGACUUACCGGUGAAAGAUAUUUGGAACAAUCAAAUGAUCCAAUCUCCAAAUGGAUCAAACAAAGUAUCUUUUUCUCAAUUGAAGGACGUAAGUGUAGUCCAAUGUCAUAAUCUAGUAAAUGUGUUCCCUUCAAAUAUGCUCCCACAAUUGCAAAAUUUGGAGAGGUUAUCUGUUAGGGAUUGUUCUUCUUUGGCAUUGUUAAUUGAAGGCCUAAACUCUAACAUCCAAAGUCCUAGAGUUAAAUUUAAAUUUAUUGAUGUGUUCUCAAAGUUGAGAGAUCUUGACUUAAGGUAUUUGCCCAAGUUGAUGAAAAUAUGGCUCAAUGAUGAGGACUAUUGCUCCUAUGACAAUUCUGUCCAUUUAUACCUACAAACUAUAUCAAUCAUGAGUUGUGGUAGUUUGAGAUAUGCAUUUUCAGCUUUUGUUGCUAAACAUCUUGCGCUCAUCCAAUAUUUAAGCAUAAAAGCUUGUCCUGAAAUGGAAGUGAUAGUGUCGGAGGCUAAGGGAGAAGGAGAGAUCGAUGAUGGUACAAUGACAUUCAAGGAAUUAAAAGAAUUGUUGCUUGAAAAUUUGCCAAAUCUUAGAAGUUUUCAUGAGUACAAGUCUGAAGCAUCACAUUUAUUUAAUUAUCAGGUUUCUUUUCCCGUCUUAGAGGAAUUGAAGAUUGAUGAGUUACUACUGAAAGAUAUUUGGAGCAAGCAAACGAUUCAAUUCCCAAAAGGAUCAAAUAAAGUAUCUUUUUCUCAACUGAAGAACGUGAAUGUAACCCAAUGUCAUAAUCUGGUAAAUGUGUUUCCUUCAAAUAUGCUGCCACGAUUGCAAAAUUUGGAGAGAUUACGUGUUAGGGAUUGUUCUUCUUUGACAUUGUUAAUUGAGGAUCUCAACCUUAACAUCCAAAGUCUUACAGUUAAAUUUAAAUUCAUUGAUGUGUUUCCAAAGUUGAGAGAUCUUGAGUUAUGGUAUUUGCCCAAGUUGAUGAAAAUAUGGCUCAAUGAUGAGGACUAUUGCUCCUAUGAUAAUUCUGUCCAUUUAUGCCUGAAAACUAUAUCAAUCAUGAGUUGUGGUAGUUUGAGAUAUGCAUUUUCAGCUUUUGUUGCUAGACAUCUCGCGCUCGUCCAACAUUUAAGCAUAAAAGCUUGUCCUGGAAUGGAAGUGAUAGUGUCAGAGGCUAAGGGAGAAGGAGAAAUCGAUGAUGGUACAAUUGCAUUCAAGGAAUUAAAAGAAUUGUGGCUUAAAGAUUUGCCAAAUCUUAGAAGUUUUUAUGAGUUCAAGUUUGAAGCACCGCAUUUAUUUAAUUAUCAGGAUGCUUGUCCAAACGUGAAAACUCUCUAUUUGGGAGACUUCAAAAGUAUAGGAGAGAUACAAGUCUGGGAUCUAGCUACCAUACAAGAACAUCUACACAAUGUGAGCUUAAUUAGAUGUCAAGUCUCAACCAAGGUUUUUUCUCAUCAUAUGAAGCGAAGCUAUAGAAUGAUACAUUUACAGAAUUGCCGGGGGUUUAAACACGUUAUCGACCUUGUUGGCACAAUAAGCGUUGGUGAAGAGCACUUUAUUGAUGUGAAAAGAUUAAAGCUCUAUGACUUACCUGAGUUGGUGUCUCUAUGGAAUAAUAAUUUUCAUGAAAUUGGAGCCAUUCGAAACUUAAAGUACAUACAUAUCAAAAACUGUCCUCAAAUGAAAAAUCUGCUCACAGAUUCUAUGCCUACAACUCUUCAACACCUAGAAACGCUAGCGGUGCAAUCUUGUGAAAUGAUGGAAGAGAUUAUUGUUAUUGAAGAGAAUAAUAUUAAUAUUAUAGGGGAAGAGAAGGCAACUUGGAUUGAAUUUUCAAAAUUAGAAUCUUUGAUUCUAAUUGACCUACCAAACCUCAAAAGUUUUUGUAAUGAUGAGAGAGGUUCCUUUAACUUUUCAUCAUUGCGCGGAGUUAGGGUGGAGAAUUGCCCAAAAAUGAAGACCUUUGUUUUUGGACAAAUUUGCUUGCCGUCCCGAAUGAUGCAAGUCCUGGAAGGAGAUAAUGAGAAUGUUGAAAUCACAAAUCUCAAUGCAUAUUUUGGGGUCAGGAAUGAGGAUAGCAAUCACAUGAGCAAAAUCAUACAUUGGGGGAAUAACUUCGGGUACUUUGAAUUAUGUAACCCAGAAUAUUUCUUUGAUGACGAGGAAAUCGUGAACCUAUAUAGCUAUGAACGUGAACAAGAACGAAAACGUGAAUAUUACAGGGAUGAUUAGUACAUCACGGAACACAUAGCAAAACCUAUACAUAAGGUGAGCAAUUCAAGAUCGAUGACAUGAUGAUGAAUUAAGUCCAUUGAGUUCCAUUGGUAGGUACUUUUGAAUCAUUUAUUAUUUCCCUGUGAUGAUAUAUAUAUAGAGAGAGAGAGAGAGACAAAAACUUUUGUUGUGAGUUGUUGCUCUGUUGUCUUUUUUUUUUUUUUUUUAAAUUAUGCGUUACCACUUACGUUUUCAAAUCCAUCUCAGAGUCAUCACAAUGGAGGAAAUGUUUGAUUGUCUUUCUUAACGUUACGGGUGUUUGCUAGAUUGCUUUUGGGACAUUGUGCACGUGGUUACAUAUAUAUAUAUAUAUAUUGUUCAUGAUGUUGGGAUGUGUAAUGAAGGAUUUAUUUUUAUUAUUAAAUUAAUUAUAACAAAGUGUAUGCUUUGGACUUUUAAUUGCAGAAUUUGUUAUAAAUUUGGUUUGUAUAAUAAUAUUAAGCAUUUUUGUUUAGUUGGGUCUAAUGGAUAUAUAUAUAUAUGGAUAAACUCGAUUACUUAUAAUUAUAUAUUUAUUUUUUGGUUAAUGUUUCCCUUUAUUUUUGGAUACCAUUUAUUUAAGUUUAUAUUUGUCUUGUUUAAAAAAAAAGAAAAAGAAACCAAAAAACUGUGUAGAAUGGUUUUCAAUUAAAAGAAACAAUCUAUUGAAAAAGAAACAUAAAAAUUGCUUGGUGGUGGAGCAAAAAUUAAUACCUUAACACGAAUCUUGAGAAAAAUUGUUUGGUGGUGGAGCAAAUAUUUGAUUUAUUCAUUCACAGAGCAAUAGUUUCUUUUUGUCAACUCACUUGUCUAAACCUAUUCGUAGCUGCUUCCACCUGUAAUUUAAAUUUAAUUUUCAUCAAUAAUUAAAACACUGGCGACUAUAAUAAAAAUUUAUAUUUGCUACCAUUGAGGAUGAAUUUGGUGAAACAUGUCUAACAACAAGACUAUUUUCACUGAGUUAAUGACUUUAUAGUUUUAUCUCAUUCAAUUCAAGUCCUUUUUGAGUUUGACAUAAUAAGUGUAACGAUCCGUUGUUGGGUCUAAGCGUUAUUGAUAUUUUAUUUUGGACAUUAGAAUUUUUGUCUUUAUUAAGUUAUUAAUUUGUGAAAAUAUUAUAUGUGUUGGUAAUGAUGUGGAUUAAAGGAAAUAAUAUUUUUGUGGUAUUAUAAUGUAAGUGGUUUAAUAUUUUUGUGUAUUAUUAUUAUUAUUAUGUGAUGGAGCAAGAGAAUGAAGAAAGAUUUGCAAAUGAAUUACAUAUGUUUGUGUGUUAUUUUAUUUGGGCCUAAAAUGUAAGUGAGUCAUUUUAUUUAAUUGAGCCUAAGCCCAUGUGUAUUGUGAUAUGUUUAAUUGAAUUGAAAUGACAUGGAUUGUGUCCCAAGUUGAAAGAGUGCCCAUUGGGCCUAAGAAUGUGUUGGACUUGGGUCCAUGUGCAUAAUAUUUGUUUUUAAAUAAAUAGAAUUAUAUAUAUAUAUAUUGUGUAUUAUGUGGAUUAAAAGGAAAGAAGAAAGAAAAUGUAAAAUGCAAAGUGACCAAAUGGUUCUUUCUUUAUUGAAAAAGGUAAGGGCAAUUAAGAAAUUUCAUAAUGGGGUUGAAUAAAGAAAAUGAGAAAGAAAAAUAGAAAAUAGCAAAAGUCUAAAAUGGGCAUGGGAUAUUUUGUGUUGUGUGUAAUGUGAAGGGCAUAAUGGUCAUUUGUAGGGGUGGUAGUUGGAAGAUCACAUCCCCGUUGUCUCUUCUUUUUUUCUCAUUCUCCCUAUUUUUCUUCUUUCCCGUGCGCAUUCUUCUUCUUCUUUCAUAUUUCUGCUAUAUUUGGAGCUUUAAGAAAAUGGAUUGUUUGGCAUCUGGGCGAGCUUUUUCGAUUUUCUUUUAAGGCAAGUUCUUCUUGCACUCUUAUUUUAUGUGUGCAAGCUUCCCUUGUUUUCCAUUGUGAUGUUGUAAUGUUUCAUGGUUCUUAGUCCUCUCAUUGAUAAAAUUAUUUUUGGUAUCGAUUAGAUAUCUUAUUUGAACCGUAUCUUAUGUCAAAGAUUGUGUCAGGUCUUUGUGUUAGUCUCGUUGGGGUUUGUUCACCCCAUUUUUCAUUCAAGGAAUGACAUUUGUGAACUAGGAAGCUAGUGGUGUUUGUUUUGGGGUAUUUUGGGUCCAUUUCGUGUCUUCUGUGUGCGUUGAGUCGACUAUUUUUGGGGCUUAAUCAACUCAACAUAAACCUGUUUUCUUAGAUUUUUGGUGCCAACCUCGGUCCAGUCGACUAAUGGGGGUUGAUUAGUCGACUCAUCAAAAGUCGACUAUUGCCUCCUUAAAAGUCGACUAAUCAAUUCUUUUUUUAGCACUGCGCAUGUUACGCUAUUUUGACCAUAACUUUUGGUGUAAAAUUCAAAAUUACGAUCCGUUUGAAGCGUCAUAAACUAGACUUCGAGGGCUUUGGUUUGAUAUAUAAUAUCAUAUAAUUUGGUUAUUAUUUGAAUUGGUCAAGACUUUCCUUAAUCCAAAAUAAGCAUGAUUGUUUAUCUAAGAUGUUAUUAAUUGUUUCCUCUAGCAUCCCUCAACCCUCCAAAAUACUAAGAUGUGAUUGAAGAUAUGCAUAUGUGUAUGCAUGGGCUUAUGAGUGAAUGUGUUAUUGACACAUUUAAAUGUGCAUGAUGUUCAUGAUGUGUACAUUUUUAUAAUAGAGCAUGUAUGUUAUACUUAUGUGAGAUUCCAUAAGCAUUGCAUGAUAUUAUGAUUUGUGCCCCUAUUACUAUUAUUUUAGAGUUGCGGCUAUGUUCUGCAAAUGGAAAAAAAAAAAAAAGUGAUAUCCUAAAAAACGCCUGACACGGGUGAAGUAGCCAUAAACCUAGUAGGCAAUGCUCAAGCCAAUGAGCGACAAAUUGAUUACAUAUAUAUAUAUAUAUGUAUGUAUGUAUGCAUUCAUGCAUGUGAAUAAAGGGCUUUGAGAGCCAAUGUGAUCCAUGUAUAUGGAAGGCUGUGUGAGCCAAUGCGAUGUAUGGAGAUUUAUGUAUUCAUGAGAAAUGAAACGAUGCAUAAAAUGCAUAGUGACAAUGGCAUGGGAAUGAUUUUAAUGAUAGGAACUAAUGGGAAAUGCUAUUUGUACUUGGGAAGUUGAGUCUAUUCCACUUUGAUUUAUCUAUGCCUUAACUCUAUCACUCCAUUUGCUAUAAUAUAUGCUUGCUUAUGGAAUGGUAUUAUUAAUGAGCAUUGAAGGACGGCUUUAAAUUGUUUUGGGGAUCGAGUCGGAUGUAUUCUAUUUUGUUAUUCAUCCCUUCAUUCUUGUUUCGUUGUUAUAUAUGUAAACUUGACGAGCCUUAUGGCUUCCUUUGAAAUAUGGUUUUGAUGGAUCAUAAGAAAGUGAAUUUCUUUGAGGAUGUUGUUGUCCAAUCUAAAAGGCAUGAACCCAAUGGGUGUCUAGAUGUCAGGUAAUGAUUUUAUCUGGCUCUGAGUUGUUUAUGCAUUCGUGUAUCGUUCUAUGGGUACUUCCAUUUGCUAUAUACUUGCUGAGUCUCGUGGCUCACAUUGUUUCUUUUGUCAUUUCAAGUAAUGAAAGAUAGAUAUUUUUGGAGUGAGUUCUGGUUAAAUGUGUACAAAGAUGUUCCAACCUCAAAUAUUCAUGGGUGUAUGUUGAGAGCAAGAAAUAGAGGGUUUAUUUUAUUUUUAAAGCGUUAGUACCCUUUUAUUUUCAAAAUGUAUGGGCAGUAAGCCCAAGAUGAUGAUGUAAGGAAUGUCAUGUAAUUUAUUCUGGCUUCUAUUGUUA
This is a messenger RNA of Diospyros lotus (date-plum), 9205 nucleotides long. RefSeq names its product probable disease resistance protein At4g27220. The record is from RefSeq and is a predicted model, not a curated record. Lineage: Eukaryota; Viridiplantae; Streptophyta; Magnoliopsida; Ericales; Ebenaceae. Gene Ontology annotation, molecular function: ATP hydrolysis activity; ADP binding. The transcript is spliced from 7 exons. The coding region runs from base 475 to 5439 and encodes 1654 amino acids.